Messenger RNA from Sorghum bicolor (sorghum), 2980 nucleotides. RefSeq lists its product as uncharacterized. The record is from RefSeq and is a predicted model, not a curated record. NCBI's taxonomy places the organism in Eukaryota, Viridiplantae, Streptophyta, Magnoliopsida, Poales, Poaceae. Bases 1767 to 2858 code for a protein of 363 amino acids. The transcript is spliced from 12 exons.
GUCCGCUGCCUCGACUCCCUCCCACACGCCGCACGAGGUCGCGACUGUCCGCUGCCCCGGCUCCCUCCCACGCGCCCCUCCCACGCGCCGCACGAGGUCGCUCAACGCCGCCGCCAGGUCGCUCCUGCCCGCCAGCGCCGCGGCCAGGAUCCCUGCCCACCACCGUCGCCGCCCUGCCCGCCACCGACGCCGCCAGGGCGCCCCUGCCCGACACCAGCGAGCCCCUGCCGAGGACGCGCCCUUGCCGAGAACGCGGACACCAGCGAGGGCCGCUGCCGUCACGCGCCCAGCCGAAGGUGCCCCUGCCCGCCACCGACGCCGCCCUGCCCGCCAGGGCGCCAAAGACGCCGCCAGGGCGCUCCUGCCCGCCAGCGCCGCGGCCAGGACCCCUGCCCGCCACCGUCGCCGUCCUGCCCGCCACCGACGCCGCCAGGGCGCCCCUGGUCGCCACCGACGAGCCCCUGCCGAGGACGCGCUCCUGCCGAGGUCGCGGACACCAGCGAGGGCCGCUGCCGUCACGCGCCCAGCCGAAGGUGCCCCUGCCCGCCACCGACGCCGCCCUGCCCGCCACCGACGCCGCCAGGGCGCCCCUGGUCGCCACCGACGAGCCCCUGCCGAGGACGCGCCCCUGCCGAGGACGCCGACACCGGGGAACGCCGCUGCCGUCACGCGCCCAGCCGAGGACGCCGACACCGGGGAACGCCGCUGCCGUCACGCGCCCAGCCGAGGACGCCGACACCGGGGAACGCUGCUGCCGUCACGCGCCCAGCCGAGGACGCCGACACCGGGGAACGCCGCUGCCGUCACGCGCCCAGCCGAGGACGCCGGCACCGGGGAACGCCGUCGCCGUCACGCGCCUAGACGAGGACGCCGGCACCUGAACAUCCCUGCAGGUCUGCGAUGGGUGAUCCGCGAGAAGCCCGCCCUGCGUUUGGCGACAUAUCAAACACUAUCAGUCGUAAAAGCGCCGAUGAAACAAAUGAGGAGAAAAUAAAGAGGGAAGAGAGAAAUAGAAAACAACGUGAAUACCGCGCACGUAAGAGGGCCCAGGAAACCAGUGAACAAAGAGAAGAACGGAAUAGGAAGCAACGUGAAUAUCGUGCAAUGAUAAGAGCUGCAACAGUGGCAAAUACACCUGGUCAGGGUGAUAAUAAAAAACCACACCUGGUCUGCGAUGUAGAACCUAUAUCCGGUGCCACUGAUGUCCAAAUGACCGAAGCAGUGCAUUCGACCUUGGCACCGUCUCUGUCACCAUAUCUCUUAGGAGAAAAGUCACCACAAGAAACUGGUGUUUCAGCCAUUUGCCAGCCAUCAAUACAUCUUGGACAAGAAAAUAUUGAUCUUACUGAUUCUAUGGACUGGCUGCAUAGGAAUGAUCAGUACGUUAGAAAACAAAGACCACCAUUGGCGCCUUUGCAGACUGAAAGUUCAAACGGCACCGUAAUUAAUCCAGGUGCCACUUCAGACAAUAUCAAACUGCUUAGAAGUCGGAGUUGGUACAUAAAUAUGGAUGCCACAAAGAAGGCAAAAUUGCUGCAACAGAGACGAGACUAUAAAAGAGCAAGAGCAGUUGAUAGCAGCAACCGAUCGUGCCCUACUCUUCCGGAUGAACAAAAUGAUAGCCGCAUGCUUCAGACACAUGUAAAGCCGAUGUGUACAGACGCCAAUUAAAAUGUGCAUUGGAGCAUGAUAGAAACCUUGACCGAGGCAAGUGGAAGAAUCUAGAUGUCUCAACAUGGAGUAUUAUUGAGAAGAUCCAAGAGCCAAUGCAAAAAGAUGGAAUAUCGUGCGGUCUAUGGAUGGUAAACUUUAUGGAAUAUUGGACGGGAUCUUCCCUCUCUGAUGAAGUAACUCAGGAUGAUAUCAAUAAUUUUAGGUUUAAGCUACCUGCUAUAUUGUGGGAUUCUACAUCAAACAUUAGGAAUGUACACCGAGAACUCAAACAACCAAGUGCAGGCGGAGAUAGUCCAAGUGAUGUUGAAAUUAUUGAUAUUACGACCGAUGUGCCUAAACCAUCUACCAGAAUAUUCAUGAACAGAAAGGAAUUGUUGCAUCGGGUGAGCACAUACAUAUGGUCGAUUGAUAAUCAAGAGUGGUUAGACAAAGAAUGGGUCCUGAGCACCACACCAUAUCCGAUCUCUAUAAGUCUCAGGACAAUCAGAGAUAUUUUAGAUAAAAGCAAACCCAUGGAUAGUAGAUGCUUCAAUAUGGCUGUUCGGACGGUAGCAUGCAACGAAGCUAGGUUUAUUAUAGAAGAAGACAAAUGGUGCUUCAUGGAUCUCAAGUUCUGUGAUAUAGCUCAGAUUGGACGAGAUACACGGUGUCGUGACGAGAUAAACUACGAAGAGCUAGCAGGAUUGUUUGAAUGUUGGACCCCGUGCUACUAUAUUAAAGACUGCAGCACUGUUCUAUUGCCAUAUCAUCGAGAUAGGCUCUAUAUUUUAUUCAUAAUAGAUAUGAGGAAGAAAAUAGUGUACAUUAUGGACCCGCUUGCUCCUAAACUAAAGUACACAGGCACUGAUAGAUGUAGUCCAUAUCUAACUACAUUACAUGAUAUUGCCUAUCAUUUCAACCAUGCCAUGAAAUUGGCAAAUGCUACAUGGAACAUUGAUAUUUCUGAGUGGCAUCCUGAAGUUCCAACAUGGACUCCAAAAAAUUAUUCCUGGAAAGUGUCCGGCUUCCUUGUAUACAGUUAUUUAAAAGAGUGGGACGGGAAUAGAUUGUUUGUCCACCCUGGUGGAGGUUCGCUGAGGACGGAAUGUUUGGUGGACAUUCUACAGAGUAAUCAAAAUGAACGUGCAAACAUUAUCCCUGAAGAGCUUCGAGAUCUACUUAAGCAAUUAGGAACUUAUUUGUAGUAUAAAUAUAUGAGACAUAGCUUUAUUAUUCCUUCUUAUUCAUGAGUGUAUUUUGGACUUUAUUAAUUAUCAUACGCAAUUGUCUGAGACUAUAAACUAUAAAAAAUAUAUCGUUGUUUCGU